ACUGAUCUAUAUAGGUCGCUCUGAUCUGUGGAUCUUGUUCUAGUGGUACGAGUAGUUGGCCAUACUGCAUGUGGAAUGCGACCGACCUGUCCCACAAGGUUAAUUAGAGAACUAUCGGAAUAUGGGUCUUCAGGAUACCAGAAGAAAAACAUAGACUAAAAUGGCAGACAUCGAUAAAAAGGAAAUUUGGGAGAUAUACAAUGAGAGACCGGGUCUUUUCCAGAUAUCUCUAACUGCAUCACAAAAUCCACCAGCUCAACAAAUCAAACAUAGAAUGAUAGCGUCAGGAAAACUCAUCCGUUGUUUUCCUGAAGGAUUCACACAUAGGGCCGCUCAGAACCUUCUCGGGGUUCUUUAUUUUUACAACGGACAAUUUUACCAGGCUGUCAAAACGUUUGAAAAAGCACUGCAACUUCAGCCCGAUUCCUUAACUGCCAUGGCUAAUAUUGCAUUUGUCUAUCAACGAAUGAAACAAAACACAAAAGUAACCAAAUAUCGAGCUAGACUUGCAGAGGUGAAAGAAAAUGACCAAGAGAGAAAAGGAAUAGCUUUGGCGGAACAAGCAUUUGCAUUUCUGUUUGAUUGUUAUAUGGAAAAGGAUGCAUUAGAGAGAAACAAACUGCCGAAAGAACUUUUUGUCCAAAGUCUGAAAAUGCUAGAAAACUGUGAACACCAUCAGACUAUGAUCACAGAAAUUAAAUAUUGGUUAGGUCAAGUAUAUUUACGUCUUUUUUCAAGUUGCCACAGACGAAAAGAUAUGGAGGAUAUAGAAAGAGAAUAUUACAUGAAAGGCGUUAAAGAGCUAGUCGAAAUUACCAAAAUAGAUCAUAGCAAUGUAAAACUGUACAUACGACGGGAAGUUAUAUCUACGUCAUGGGCCUUCCUAGGGUUGUUUCUCAUACGUAGAGGUUCAAUACUAGACGAAUCGGGGAAUUAUAAGAGGAAAACAAUUGAUCAAAUGGAUGAAAAAAUAAAAGCCCUCUUGCAAGACUUGGAGUUGGUACAAUACUUGGAUGAUCCCGAAAAGUGCUUUCAAAUAGGACUAGAGCAGGCCAGUACUAGUGUUACUGACUCGGAGAAAAGCUGCGAACCACGUAUAGCUACAGAAUUAUUAAUUCGGUAUGCAAUAUUCUUGAAAACAGAAGAAAGGUGGGAAGAAGCUCUUAAAAAGCUAAACGAAGCAUUAGAGAUAGACAAUACUGAAGCUAAUUGGUUUGCUUUAACAGUGAAAGCUGAGGUUUUGGACAAUUUGGGGCGAAUUGACGAAGCGAUUGAAGAUCGUAAACGAGCAAUUUCCUGGAAUACAACUUCAAGAGAUAUUUGUGAUUUGGCUAAGGCAUAUCAAAAGAAAUAUAUGUCAUGUGAAGACAAGAACAGCGAGAUAGCUGAAGAGUUCCUUCUGAAUGCAUCCGAUUGCUUUACACGGGCGGUCCAAUUACUUAAACAAGAAAAAAGACCAGAAAUUCACUGUGCACAGGGGAUAUUCUUGCGAGAAAUAGGAGAAAUCAAAGAGGCUAUAGAAUGUUUUAAACGGGCAGUGGAGGUUGAUACUGCUACCAAGUCAAGAAUAAGCUUUCGUCACCUGUUUGAAUCCCUUCUUUUAUAUUACAGGGAAAGUCGAGAUAGUGAGAAGGGGAAAAUAAUGCAUGAAAUGGCAUAUUUCUACGACGUGACCUCGCGCAAACACGGAGAAUUAACAAAAGAAACCGAAAAAUUCCUGACGGACUAUGAAGAAGAAAUGGCCACUCUAACAGCGUACUUUCAACAUUAUAGACAACAGCCAUCAUUAUACAGUAAUGGAAAAACAAUGUCUGAUAUCAUUACGUCAGUGGUUAAAGAAGAUGCUAUUGAAAAAUGGCGUGUUACGGUCGAGGAAAAGGAAAAGUAUUUUAGAAGUCAAGAAGAAACGAAACUUGCCAAAAAGAAGAAAGAAGUUCUGUGUUCGAGGUGUAAAGGUCCCGUGAUCGAGCGACAACUCUCGGUUUUUCCCGACCCUCGUGAGAAACCCCGAAGUCUGAAGUACCCGUAUGACUUCUAUGUGAUAUUUUCUCCGACGGACAGAGAUUGGGUGUGUCAUAUUCUAUUAGAAACGUUGGAAGUGUCAUAUGGCUACAAAGGAGCAAUUGCAGAAAGAGACAUAAGACUGGGCUCAACUGAUAUUUACCAACGUGUAAAUCUUAUUCAGAAUUGUUCUAAAAUUCUUGUGAUUCUCAGCCAGAAGUUUGAAGGAAAUCCCGAGUGUGAUUAUGAGUUGUCUCAUGCCUUGAAAAGAAAGCAUGAAGAAAAUUUGGAAAAUGUCCUGAUUCCAAUUCUUCGUAAUGUGGACGGACUUCAUCAGAGCUUAAGAACAAUAACUUUUCUGGAUGCGGUGGAUGAUUGUGAUUGGAACAAACUAAUCAAUGCACUCGAGGCAAAGCCAUGAUGUUUUCCAGGUUGAAAAACAAGUCCGAGGUAGACAUUGUUUAUCAUAUGAACGACUAGUUUUUUUUUCAGUGAUCGGUAAACGAAACUACUGAUGUUUAUUGUUUAUUUUGUUUUACUUAUUUUUAUGGUUUGGGGUCUAAGUUUAAUUAAAUGCUGUUUGAAAAUAACAUUCUGUAUCAUUUCUAUGCUUGGAAAAGAAUACAUGUACUUUUGUUUUGGAUUUCUGGGCCAGUGAACUUUGUCGGUAGAGCAAAUCACAUUUUUUU
This is a messenger RNA of Magallana angulata, 2690 nucleotides long. RefSeq lists its product as uncharacterized. The transcript is spliced from 2 exons. The record is from RefSeq and is a predicted model, not a curated record. Bases 161 to 2422 code for a protein of 753 amino acids. NCBI's taxonomy places the organism in Eukaryota, Metazoa, Mollusca, Bivalvia, Ostreida, Ostreidae. Gene Ontology annotation, biological process: signal transduction. Gene Ontology annotation, molecular function: protein binding.